Messenger RNA from Ahaetulla prasina, 2048 nucleotides. RefSeq names its product sorting nexin 6 (gene SNX6). NCBI's taxonomy places the organism in Eukaryota, Metazoa, Chordata, Lepidosauria, Squamata, Colubridae. The coding region runs from base 87 to 1307 and encodes 406 amino acids. Gene Ontology annotation, cellular component: endosome. The transcript is spliced from 14 exons. Gene Ontology annotation, molecular function: phosphatidylinositol binding. The record is from RefSeq and is a predicted model, not a curated record.
CCCGCCCCUUCGCUCUGGGGGCGGGUCGGACUGGUGGGUAAGGCCGGCGCUCGCGAGGCCAGCAGGGAAGGGCCGGGAGAGCAGCCAUGAUGGAAGGCUCGGACGACGGCCCAGAUUUCCUUUCCGAGGAGGACCGAGGACUUAGAGCUGUUACUGUAGAUCUGCAAACUGAUGCUGCUUUGCAAGUGGACAUUUCAGAUGCUCUUAGUGAAAGGGACAAAGUCAAAUUCACUGUUCAUACAAAGAGUUCUUUACCAAACUUCAAACAAAAUGAAUUUUCAGUUGUCAGACAACAUGAAGAGUUUAUCUGGCUUCAUGAUUCCUUUGUUGAGAAUGAAGAUUAUGCAGGCUACAUUAUACCACCAGCGCCACCGAGGCCUGACUUCGAUGCUUCAAGAGAAAAAUUGCAGAAGCUUGGUGAAGGAGAAGGAUCCAUGACUAAGGAAGAAUUUACGAAGAUGAAGCAAGAAUUAGAAGCAGAAUACUUGGCAAUCUUCAAAAAGACAGUAGCUAUGCAUGAAGUCUUCUUAUGCCGUGUAGCUGCUCAUCCCAUUUUGAGAAAGGAUUUAAAUUUCCAUGUCUUCUUGGAAUAUAAUCAGGAUUUGAGUGUACGGGGAAAAAAUAAGAAAGAGAAACUUGAAGACUUUUUUAAAAACAUGGUUAAGUCUGCUGAUGGUGUCAUUGUUUCAGGAGUAAAGGAUGUAGAUGAUUUUUUUGAACAUGAAAGAACAUUCCUUGUAGAAUAUCACAACCGUGUCAAGGAUUCGUCUCUCAAGUCUGAUAAAAUGACACGAUCCCACAAAAAUGUUGCAGAUGACUACAAUAGAAUUGGUUCUUCAUUAUAUACAUUGGGAACACAGGACUCCACAGAUAUAUGCAAAUUUUUCCUGAAAGUAUCUGAAUUGUUCGAUAAAACAAGGAAAGUAGAGGCCCGCGUAUCUGCUGAUGAGGAUCUUAAACUCUCAGAUCUUCUAAAAUACUACCUAAGAGAAUCACAAGCUGCAAAGGAUCUUCUGUAUAGGAGAUCAAGGUCAUUGGUGGAUUAUGAAAAUGCUAACAAGGCACUGGACAAAGCAAGAGCAAAGAACAAAGAUGUACUGCAAGCUGAAAAUACUCAGCAGCUUUGCUGUCAUAAAUUUGAAAAAAUAUCUGAAUCAGCAAAACAAGAACUUAUAGAUUUUAAAACUAGAAGAGUUGCUGCAUUCCGGAAGAAUCUAGUAGAACUGGCAGAAUUGGAACUGAAACAUGCUAAGGGCAAUUUACAGCUGUUGCAGAGUUGUCUGGCAGUGCUUAAUGGUGAUACAUAAACUAGAAUCUGUCAUCCUGUUAAUAAGGGCUGCCUUCCACUGGAGUUUACGACUUUGAGUUAAUAUUUACAACUUGGUGAAUUUGGUGACAAAGGAUACACAAACACGUUCCUUUUUUUCCAAAACCACAUAAGCGUAUCAGAAUAAUUCCAAAUUAUAUGAAGCAACAAUAUAUUUGCUACAUACAAAUAUUCACAUUAAUUUAAUCACUGUACACUCUUAUUGUCUAAGAAACCAAAUGUUCUGAGUCUUUUUUUUUGUGAGAGUAGCCAAUAGAAUUAUGUUUUUGUUUAAAGCUAGUGUUAAAUAUUGCUGCCAUUCUUAUUUUACUACCUUUGUAAUGUCCGAAGCUGAUUUGAAACAUAUGGUUUCAAAACAAUUAAAUAUUGCCACUAGGUGUUUGGAUAAUGUUACUGUAAAGCAUUGUAUUGGUUAUUUCACAUAUUGUUAUCAAGCAUCUUAACUUUUUCAAAUAACAUUUCCUAGAAAUUUUGGAGCAAACUUUAUGUAAUCUUUAUAAUACAACCUCAGAAAAAAAAGCAAAUGCAUUAGUAUAUUUGCCUUAACUUGUAGACUAAUCCCAAUUACUGUAAAAUAAACAGCGCAAUCAUUGAAUUUUUCUAAAAUCACAAGUCAUUGUAUUAUUGUAAUUGUUAAGCCUGGUGAUCUGACAAUUGUCUCCACUUUAUACUCUUUAAUUAUGUUUGUUUUUAAAUAAAUACUUGAUUCCGUACUACUAUA